AUUAAAUUAAUAACUCUACUUCAGUAAUAUAAAAAAGUAUGGAACUUACGCGAAACUUGGUUACUUGCAAAUUGAAAUGUUACCUUCUUAAAAUACCGAAAAAGUCUUGUCUGCAUCACGUAAGACAUAUCAGAUUGGCUGAAGUAGGAAAGUUAGAAACACCAAAAUUGCAAGGAAAAUAUGAAACUGGUCAACUAAUUUUACACAGAGUAUUCGGAUACCGUGGUGUAAUAUUAUUUCCAUGGGUCGCAAGAAUUUAUGAUAGAGAUAUUCCAAAUAAAACAGAGGAAAAUACGAGUGAUAAUUUUAAUAGUGUGGAAAAAGAAGUAAUAGGUAGAACACAUAUAUUUUACCAAGUAUUAAUCGAUCAAAGAGAUUGUCCUCACAUACGUGCCCAAACAGAAGCUGUAACAUUUUUGGGAAAUCAAGAAAGUAGUCGCAGUUUGUAUGCAAUACCAGGGUUAGAUUAUGUUGCUCACGAAGAUGUUUUACCUUACACAACAAAUGAAAAGAUGGCAUUGCAACAUGAACUUUUUGAUAAAUUUUUAAUGUAUAAAUCAGAUCGAGAUCCAUGCUUUGUUGCACAAGAAACUCUUAAGGCAUGGCAAAAGAAGAAUCAUCCAUGGUUGGAAUUAUCAGAUGUACAUAAAGAAACUACUGAAAAUAUUCGUGUUACUGUCAUACCCUUUUAUAUGGGUUGUAGAGGAAGUCAAACCACAGCCGUACAUUGGUGGCGAUACUGUAUUCGUUUGGAAAACUUGGGUGAUCUGAGUGUACAGUUACGUGAGAGACAUUGGAGAAUAUUUAGUCUUUCUGGGACUUUAGAAACUGUUAGAGGUAGAGGUGUAGUUGGCCAAGAACCAGUUUUAUCAAAAACUUUACCUGCCUUUCAGUAUAGUAGUCAUGUGAGUUUACAAGCUGCAAGUGGCCACAUGUGGGGUACAUUUAGAAUGGAAAGAGAAGAUGGAUAUGCGUUUGAUUGUAGAAUUCCACCUUUCUCUUUGGAAUCAAAAGCAGAAGAACCACCUUCACCAAACGUAAGCUCAUGAUUAAAUUUUGUAAUUUUAAAUGUGAACUGAUUGUAACUGAGUUUUUUUGAA
Messenger RNA from Dufourea novaeangliae, 1100 nucleotides. It is a transcript of the gene POLDIP2, whose product is annotated as polymerase delta-interacting protein 2. The transcript has 6 exons. The coding region runs from base 39 to 1049 and encodes 336 amino acids. NCBI's taxonomy places the organism in Eukaryota, Metazoa, Arthropoda, Insecta, Hymenoptera, Halictidae. Gene Ontology annotation, cellular component: nucleus; mitochondrial nucleoid. The record is from RefSeq and is a predicted model, not a curated record. Gene Ontology annotation, biological process: error-free translesion synthesis. Gene Ontology annotation, molecular function: DNA binding.